Messenger RNA from Cyphellophora europaea CBS 101466, 1809 nucleotides. RefSeq lists its product as uncharacterized. Bases 1 to 1809 code for a protein of 602 amino acids. NCBI's taxonomy places the organism in Eukaryota, Fungi, Ascomycota, Eurotiomycetes, Chaetothyriales, Cyphellophoraceae. The transcript is spliced from 2 exons. Gene Ontology annotation, molecular function: thiamine pyrophosphate binding; carboxy-lyase activity; magnesium ion binding. The record is from RefSeq and is a predicted model, not a curated record.
AUGGCAAAGGACAUCGACCUGGCAGCAUACCUCUUGAAGCGCCUGCGGCAGCUGGGUGUGCAAGCCUGUCACGGUGUGCCAGGAGACUACAAUCUGAUGGCGCUGGACUAUGUCGAGCCAGCGGGUCUCAGGUGGGUUGGAAAUGCCAAUGAACUGAGUGCUGGCUACGCGGCCGAUGGCUAUGGCAGAGUCAAAGGCAUCUCUGCAGUCUUCACAGCGUUUGGAGUCGGUGAAUUGUCCUUGAUCAACGCCAUCGCCGGAGCCUACGCGGAAUACUCGCCUGUGGUCCACAUUGUGGGCACGCCUGCCCUUCCAGCUCAGGAGAGUGGCGCCUGCCUUCAUCACACCCUCGGCGAUGGAAGGUUUCGAGUGUUUGCAGAAAUGGCGGCGAAAGUGACAGUCGCACAGGCCAACCUGGUGGAUCCUGGCACCGCCGUUGACGAGAUCAAUAGAGUCCUUGCAGAAUGCAUCCGUCAAAGCCGUCCGGUCUACAUCGAGUUACCGACAACGUCCGUCAAAAUCAAGGUGCCAUCAUCUGCUCUCGAGAAGCCAUUGAGGUUGAAAAAAGCCAAUGCCGGUGAGGGACUUGAAGACACGGUCGUUGACCAGAUUCUGGACAAGAUCUACGUGGCAAAACAGCCGUUGAUAAUCGUCGACGGCCUCACCCGGCGCUUCGGUCUGACCGAAGAAGUCGACGCGCUGGUCAGGGUCACCGGCUUCCCGACCGUCAGCACACCGUUCGGCAAGGGCAUACUAGACGAAAGCCUUCCCAGCUACCGUGGUGUCUAUGCCGGGGUUGCCGACAAGAACACUCCCAAGUCGUGGGUGGACGCACGCGACCUCGUUCUCAAGUUCGCACCCCUGGACUCAGAUGUCAACACCUUCGGGUUUUCUACACUCACAGAUACUCAAAUCACCAUACAGUUCCACAAGUACUCUGUGGAGGUUGGCGGAAGCAGUCAGCAUGCGCAGCACCACAACCUCGAUAUCAAAUCUCUGCUCCGCAAGGUUCUGGCUCGCCUCGAUCCAGCCAAAAUACCGCGGUAUGAUGCCUUUUCUAACGAGAACGGAGGAGGCCAUUCCUCUAGACUCAAAUAUCCGCCUUCGACCAAAGCUGAGGAUGCCUUGACGCAGAAUGUGUUCUGGCCUCGCAUGUCUGCGUUCCUACGGCCCCGCGAUGUGAUUCUCACUGACGCGGCUACAUCACUCCUAGGGAUCACAGACAUGAUCUUACCACCAGAGAGCAUGAUCAUCAAUUCAGUCAUGUGGGCGUCCAUCGGUUUUGCGGUCGGUGCGGCACAAGGGGUGUCAAUUGCUCUGCAGGAAAUGCUUGCAAAGGGCACCCGGUCGGCGGGUCGAACAAUCCUUUUCGAGGGAGAUGGCAGCUUCCAGAUGACAGUGCAGGCCAUCAGCGACAUCAUCCGCAAUCGACUGGACAUUAUCCUAUUCGUGAUCAACAACGAUGGCUACACGGUCGAACGCCACAUCCACGGCCUCGAUGCAAGAUAUAAUGAUAUCCAAUCAUGGAGAUACUUAGAGGCGCCGAGCUUCUUCGGAGCGCCCCAGGACGAUCCAUCCUACCCAGUUGUGACGCUCCAAGUGGCUACUUGGGCAGAGCUCGACAAGAUGUUGGCUGAUGAGACGGUCCGCGCUGGCAAAGGUCUGGUGAUGGUGGAGCUAAUCUUUGGACGAUAUGACUGUCUUGAAGUAAUGACCGAGCUGCUCAGAUCAGCGACGAAGAGGAAUGGCGGUGAGACGGCGACUGAGUUCGAGGCCAUCAAGUCUUCGCCUGGAGAGAACCCACCAUGA